This is a messenger RNA of Larimichthys crocea (large yellow croaker), 4042 nucleotides long. Its product is annotated as NACHT, LRR and PYD domains-containing protein 12-like. The record is from RefSeq and is a predicted model, not a curated record. Lineage: Eukaryota; Metazoa; Chordata; Actinopteri; Sciaenidae. The coding region runs from base 131 to 3805 and encodes 1224 amino acids. Gene Ontology annotation, molecular function: protein binding. The transcript has 11 exons.
GACGCUGACAUGAAGGGAGGACCGACUGCUGGGAGACGGAGCUGUGAAAAAACAUCUGGAUCAUCACAGCUGUCUGAAGCAGGAUUCAGCCGACCCGGAUGGUUGACCAUACUGCCUGAUUUCAGCCACGAUGUCGUCAAAGGACCUUUUGGACACUCUGGAGGAUUUGACAGACGAUGAACUGAAGAAGUUCAAAUGGUACCUGAAGUACCCUGACGUCCUGGAUGGAUACCAAACCAUCAAAGUGUCCAAGCUGGAGAAGGCAGACAGACGGGACAUCGUGGAUCUGAUGGUGAACACCUAUGAACUUCAUGGAGCUCUGAAGGUGACCAAGAAGGUUUUAGAGAAGAUCAACAGGAACGAUCUGGUCCAGAGUCUGUCAGAGACGAGCUCAGGACCAGAAGGGUCAGAGGACAGAGGACCUUCCUCCUCUCAGAGUGAAGAUGGGAUUGUUCAAGUACCAAAACCACAACACAUCUCAUAUUAUCAACAGCUGCUUCAAUUAAACCUCAAGGAUAAGUUUGAGUGUGUACAACAGGGGUGGUUACAGAAGAAAGAUGAGGAACGUCUGGUUGAUAUCUACACAGAGCUGUACAUCACAGCAACAUCAACACACAGCCACAUCAACACACAGCAUGAGGUCAUGCAGAUUGAGGUGGUGGUGAAGCCAGGAGAUACAGAGAAAUCAAUUAAACCCAGUGAGAUGUUCAAACCUCCCUCUGGAAAAGAAAGACCCAUAAGAACAGUGCUGACCACUGGAAUCGCAGGAAUUGGAAAAACUGUUCUUGUGAACAAAGUUAUGUUGGACUGGGCUGAAGGAAGAGCCAAUCAGGAUGUGCAUCUCAUAUUCCCCUUCACCUUUCGCCAGCUGAACUUAAAGAAGGAAAAAAAGUUUUCUUUGACAGAGGUCAUUCAUGAAUGUAUCACUGAGGCCAGAGUCAUCCCAGAAGAAGCUCUUAACUACAUCUUUACAACUCUGCAGUCAUCAGGAAUCACCAACUAUGACAGAAGUGAAUUCAAAGUUCUGUUUGUUUUGGAUGGACUGGAUGAGAGCCGACUUCAACUGGACUGCUCUACCAAUAAAAACCAGGCAGUUAAAUUUGAUGUUACAGCGUCGACCUCAGUGGAUGAGCUGCUGACAAACCUCAUCAAGAGAAAACUGCUUCCUUCUGCUCGCCUCUGGAUAACCACACGACCUGCAGCAGCCAAUCAGAUCCAUUCUGAUUUUGUCAACAUCAUGACAGAGGUCAGAGGGUUCACUGACCCUCAGAAGGACGAGUACUUCAAGAAGAGAUUCAGAGAUGAGGAGCAGGCCAGCAGAAUCAUCCCCCACAUCAAGACAUCACGAAGCCUCCACAUCAUGUGCCACAUCCCAGUCUUCUGCUGGAUCACUGCUACAGUUCUGGAGGAUCUGUUGAAGACCAGAGAGGGAGGAGAGCUGCCCAAGACCCUGACUGAGAUGUACACAGAAUUCCUGGUGUUUCAGAUGGAUCGGACAAAAGACAGGAAUGACCAAAAACAGUGCAUCCAGUACAUCAAGUCAUUAUCAAAACUGGCUUUCCAGCAGCUGGAAAAGGGCAACCUGAUCUUCUACGAGGAAGAUCUAAAAGAGAGUGGCAUUGAUGUCAGAGGAGCCUCAGUGUGUUCAGGAGUGUUCACAGAGAUCUUUAAAGAAGAACGUGGGAAGAAGAAAGAAGAUGACAAGAUGUUUAGCUUCAUCCAUCUGAGUGUUCAGGAGUUUUUGGCAGCUUUACAUGUAGAGAGGAAACUCAUUAACACAAACAAGAAUGUGAUGUCUGAACUAGGGCAAACGUUUGAACGUGUGCGAAUGUUUUUCACCAAAACAUCUGUGACGGAGGUCCACAGGUUUGCUAUUGACAAGGCCUUACAGAGUCCAAAUGGACACCUGGACUUGUUCCUCCGCUUCCUCCUGGGUCUUUCACUGGAGACCAAUCAGACCAAUCUCCCUGAAGGUCUACUGAACAAGAAAAGAAGCUCACAGACCAAUCAGGAAACAGUCAAGUACAUCAAGAAGAAGAUCAGUGAGAAUCUGUCUCCAGAGAGAAUCAUCAAUCUGUUCCACUGUCUGAAUGAACUGAAUGAUCUUUCUCUAGUGGAGGAGAUCCAACAGUACCUGAGUUCAGGAAGUCUCUCCACAGAUGAACUGACUCCUGCUCAGUGGUCAGCUCUGGUCUUCAUCUUACUGUCAUCAGACAAAGAUCUGGACGUGUUUGACCUGAAGAAAUACUCUGCUUCAGAGGAGGUUCUUCUGAGGAUGCUGCCAGUGGUCAAAGCCUCCAACAAAGCUCUGCUGAGUGGCUGUAAUCUGUCAGAGAGAAGCUGUGAAGCUCUGUCCUCAGUUCUCAGCUCCCAGUCCUCACGUCUGACAGAGCUGGACCUGAGUAACAACGACCUGAAGGAUUCAGGAGUGAAGCUGCUCUCUGCUGGACUGGAGAGUCCACACUGUACACUGGAGACUCUCAGGUUAAAUCAAACCAGGCUCACAGAGAAAUGCUGUCAGGAGUUCUCAUCAGUUCUCAGCUCCCAGUCCUCACGUCUGAGAGAUCUGGACCUGAGUAACAACGACCUGCAGGAUUCAGGAGUGAAGCUGCUCUCUGCUGGACUGGAGAGUCCACGCUGUACACUGGAGACCCUCAGGUUAAAUCAAACCAGGCUCACAGAGAAAUGCUGUCAGGAGUUCUCAUCAGUUCUCAGCUCCCAGUCCUCACGUCUGACAGAGCUGGACCUGAGUAACAACGACCUGCAGGAUUCAGGAGGGAAGCUGCUCUCUGCUGGACUGGAGAGUCCACACUGUACACUGGAGACUCUCAGGUUAAAUCAAACCAGGCUCACAGAGAAAUGCUGUCAGGAGUUCUCAUCAGUUCUCAGCUCCCAGUCCUCACGUCUGACAGAGCUGGACCUGAGUAACAACGACCUGAAGGAUUCAGGAGUGAAGCUGCUCUCUGCUGGACUGGAGAGUCCACACUGUGCACUGGAGACUCUCAGGCUGUCAGGCUGUCUGGUAGCAGAGGAAGGUUGUACUUCUCUGGCCUCAGCUCUGAGAUCCAACCCCUCCCAUCUGAGAGAGCUGGACCUGAGCUACAAUCAUCCAGGAGAGUCAGGAGUGAAGCUGCUGUCUGCUGGACUGAAGAAUCCACGCUGGAGACUGGACACUCUCAGGGUGGAUCAUGGUGGAGAGCAGAGGCUGAAACCUGGUGUGAGGAAGUAUGCCUGUGAACUCACAGUGGACACAAACACAGUGCACACAAAUCUCAAAUUGUCGGACAACAACAGGAAGGUGACAUAUGUGAGAGAAAAGCAGCCGUAUCCUGAUCAUCCAGAGAGGUUUGAUGACUGGUUUCAGCUGCUGUGUGGAGAUGGUCUGACUGGUCGCUGUUACUGGGAGGUCGAGUGGAGAGGACAUGUUGAUGUAUCAGUGAGUUACAGAGGAAUCAACAGGAAAGGAGACUGUUAUGACUGUGUGUUUGGAUGGAAUGAUCAGUCCUGGAGUCUGCAGUGUUCUGAUGGUGGUCGUUACUCUGUCUAUCACAAUAACAGAAAAACAUUACUCUCCUCCUCCUCCUCCUCCUCCUCCUCCUUCUUCUCCUCCUCCUCCUCCUCGUCCUCGGUCUCUGACAGAGUAGCAGUGUAUGUGGACUGUCCUGCUGGCUCUCUGUCCUUCUACAGAGUCUGCUCUGACACACUGAUCCACCUCCACACCUUCAACACCACAUUCACUGAACCUCUUUAUCCUGGGUUCAGGGUCUGGCCAUCUGUUUCCUCAGUGUCUCUGUGUCCUCUGUGAGAUGAAGAGUGUCCUCCAUUUGUUCAAGAGUCAAAGUACAAAAACUACAUCUGUACAGUCGUUGUAUGUUGCUGCAUUCAGACAAAUUCAGUCAGCUCAACAGGAAAUGCCUUGUAACUGAUUCUCAGUUCAACUGAGUUCAAACUUUGUUCUUAUUCCAGUUAUUAUUUUGUCCCAACUCUGUGAUAAACGCUUACAUCAUUUAAACACUGAAGCUGAAACUGUACUGAGAAUGAA